AUGCUGAGUGAACCUACAUUCAGCUUCACCAACUUCCAACAAGAUGCUGUGAAGGCUUUACUGUCGACUGCAGGCAUUUCGGUGCUUUCAAUUUUGCCCAUAUUUAUCUUCAUUGUCCGUCAAUAUGGCUCCACCCAUCCAACGCAGCCGAGAGGAUGCCGCAGGCUGGGUCUACCACCAGGCCACACCAAUCUUCACGACGAAUUCGACCCCAAGUAUAGCCAGGGAACCUCAAGCGAUGUCGAUGGCAAAGGUCAGCCUUCAUGGCGCAUCAAAGCGCUCUUCACCCAUCCCAUCAAAAGCUGCGCUGCGGUAGAGUUGGACGUCGCCGAUGUCGUAUCGACCGGAUUCGCGUUUGACCGACAGUUCUGCUUCGCGGAACAAUUCACGCCUGACCAAGCAAGCGCCAGCGAUGGGAAGGCGCAGCCGUACUGGGAUGCGCGGACUCUCCGUAACGGCCAUUACAGCCGGCUGACGCUCAUCCGGCCUGAGAUCUGGGUCCCUGAUCCAGCUGCGCCCGACUACGCGCCUGAUCUGGAUGAGGUCAGGUCUCAGGGUGUGAUGGUCGUGUACUACCCACGACCAGCUGGGCGAGGGCUUUCGUCGUACCUGGUCAAGUUGGGGGUAGCCCUGCGUCUGGUCCCCAGGGAGCUGUCAUUCAGUGUUCCGCUCGUGCCGCCAGCGGACCGCGCCAGCGCUUAUCCUUCUAUACCGGUGAAGAUCUGGAAAGAUACCCCGGUGGCAUACGACUACGGCCGGCAUCUUCCGCACUCCCUGCGGGAGUUUCUAGCUCCAACAGCCGCCGACGCUGGUGUCUCUCGUCCUCUCACCCUCUUCCGCGUUCACCCCACGCACCACCGGCAGGUCUUCCGCAACGCGCCUCGCAAAGAGGAGCUGGGAUUCCAACCUGUGACAGGCUUCGCGGACGCGUAUCCCCUGCAUAUCCUCAACAUCGCGAGUGUCCAUGACGUUGCGGCGCGAUGUGCACGGGAUAUCCCCCGGCUCUCGGUGCGGCGGUUCAGGGCGAACUUCAUCGUCGCGGGGCCCGAGGCGUUUGCGGAGGAUCACUGGAAGCGCAUCCUGAUUCGACCAACGGGGGCGAAGAGCGACGCUGAUACCGGGGUCGAAAUACAUGUCGCCUGUCGGACGCUGCGCUGUCGGCUGCCGAAUGUUGACCCUGCCACGGGUAUCCGGCAUGCGUCUGAACCGGAUAGGACGCUGAAGAGCUAUAGGCGGAUUGACCCUGGGGAUCCGACGAAUGCGUGUUUGGGGAUGCAGUGUGUUCCUGCUGUACAGGGUUAG
Aspergillus fischeri NRRL 181 is the source of this 1302-nucleotide messenger RNA. RefSeq names its product MOSC domain protein. The transcript has a single exon. The record is from RefSeq and is a predicted model, not a curated record. NCBI's taxonomy places the organism in Eukaryota, Fungi, Ascomycota, Eurotiomycetes, Eurotiales, Aspergillaceae. Bases 1 to 1302 code for a protein of 433 amino acids. Gene Ontology annotation, molecular function: molybdenum ion binding; pyridoxal phosphate binding; catalytic activity.